Messenger RNA from Balaenoptera acutorostrata (minke whale), 630 nucleotides. RefSeq names its product mature T cell proliferation 1 (gene MTCP1). Gene Ontology annotation, molecular function: protein serine/threonine kinase activator activity. Gene Ontology annotation, biological process: positive regulation of peptidyl-serine phosphorylation. The transcript is spliced from 5 exons. Lineage: Eukaryota; Metazoa; Chordata; Mammalia; Artiodactyla; Balaenopteridae. The record is from RefSeq and is a predicted model, not a curated record. Bases 171 to 494 code for a protein of 107 amino acids.
GCCGCUCGGCUCGCCCCGGGCUCACGUCCCGAUCCCGGCUUGAGUGGCCCGGGGUGGGUGACCUGAAGUUGUAGCCUCGCUGCUCUCGAGGCGGAUAAUUAGCCCAAGAAACACUAUAUUCAUGCUUAGGUGGAGAAAAGCAGGGCUAGAAUUGGAAUCCAAAGCCCAGGAUGGCAGGAGAGGAUGUGGGGGCUCCACCCGAUCACCUCUGGGUUCACCAAGAGGGUAUCUACCGCGACGAACACCAGCGCACGUGGGUGGCCGUCCUGGAAGAGGAGACGAGUUUCCUAAGGGCACGAGUUCAGCAAGUUCAGGUUCCUUUAGGUGACGCAGCCAGGCCAAGUCACCUUCUCACCUCCCAGCUACCUCUCAUGUGGCAACUCUACCCCGAGGAGCGCUACAUGGAUAACAACUCUCGCUUGUGGCAGAUCCAGCAUCAUUUAAUGGUCAGGGGAGUACAGGAGCUGUUGCUUAAGCUUUUGCCUGAUGAUUAAUCUGGUGCUGGGAUUCUAGGAAGAUAUGCCCCUCUGUUCUGUUCAGUAUAUGGCAAUCACGUCAUCCACCACUGCAGUGCACCCACCUGUGGGCCUGGGGGGAGGGAGUGGGUUGAAAAACUGCUCAAGAACACAG